UGAGAAAAUGGACGAUAGUUUGUACAAUCUCUUUGUUUCUGAUGAAUACAGCCUCAAAGAUAUCUACUAUUCAUGGUGGCAGCUAUUCCAGCGACAGAAAGAUGCUGGCACUUUGCGCAUACUACAGCUUUUUACCGAUAUGACCGGCUUUGGUUACAGUUUAGAGGCCGCAGAUUUGCAGUUAUUAAGCGAAGAUGCUAAUCAUUUACUCGCGGAGAAAAUAUUCAAAGCGCCAUUGGAGAGAGUGAACAUUUUGGAGAAUAGAACAUUUUUAGGCAACUUUGAUAAAUUCUUGCAAUUUGCAAUCGCGCACGAAUGGAAGCAAUUGAUGCGCGACAACGACUGGUUCAACAAGAGCGUAAUGUUCGUCGUCGCGCUUGCCAAUAGCGAUUGUGACGAAUGUGUAAUGAUGGGAUCAUUGAUUGCUACGCACUUUCUUCCAAAUCUAUGCAUGGCGCGGGUUAGAUUGGUGGACGAUAUUGCACGGGUUAGCUGCUGGAGAGAUAACCAGCGUAAAAGUUCACUGCAAAAGAAAGAGAACUACAUUGAUCAAAUUUGCCAAGUCCUGAUACCGGACAUUAAGCAUGGAUUAAAAUAUUUGACUGUGGCGAACCAUAUAAUGGAAAAAAAUUUCGAAACCAUCGUAGCGUUCCCGGAAUUAAUGAUAAUAACAUACGAUCAGCUGGAACUGAUCAGUGCUGGUUUGCAAUGGAAGAAUGCGAAGGUUGUUCAUACUGCGUUGAAAUGCCUGACAGUCUUGAUGGUUGAUUUACACAGCCCAAAAACGAAAGAAGCGGUAGCAUUGUUUAUUCUAAAGGUGGAAACUCAGCUAACACGUACAAUGGAUGAAUUCAAAGCAACGGAUUUGAAAAUUUUGACCUUAUUUUUUGAAGCCCUGAGCGUUGUGAGUAAUAUGCUUUUGCGAGCGGAUACGGAAGAACGAAUCGUUCGAAAAAUGUUUAGCGCUAACGAAAAUGUAGUAAAUUUAGCAAUCGAUCUACACGGAAUGUAUUGCGCCUCUGUUAAACUGCCGGGCGAGGUAGAACCAAGUGCGCUCAUAGCAAUAUUGGACGUGUUUGAGCGAUUUGAUUAUCCGCUAGGGUCAUUCAAUGCAGUAAUUAAAAAGCUAUGGGUGAAGGGGUUCUUCCGUAAGUUUGAUGAUUUGUUUAAGAUACUAUCGGAGGCUAAGACACGGUCAAAUGCCACCUUUAUCACCAACCGCACAGCGCAUGUGAUCAACUACUGCCACCAGCUAUUAUUGGACGACAUUAGGACGAAGAUUUCACCUUCGUUUUAUGCAUACGAUACAGUUGAUUGGGUCGUUAUACGUAAACGCUUGGAUAGCUUCAUGAAAGGUUAUUCGAACUGUUUGAAUGAAGCCUCAAGCACACCUAAUGCUUACAUUUUGCUAUUAAACUGUCUGAAUCCGGAAAACAAGGAGCUGUACCGUUUGCUUGAAGUAGACUGUGAAGGAUACCACGUGGAAGUUUUGUUCGAAAUUCUCUCAAACAUAGCAAUGAACGGAACUUGCUACACGGUGCUUUUUCACACACUGACAACCAUCAACAGCUUCGACACCAUUGCUCAUAUUACCGAAGAUAUUUGGAACCAAUUAACCGAGAAAUACUACACCUUCUUCUUUCACACGCGCAGCCGUUUGAGGAGCUACAAUUUGGGUAUUGAUAUGAAGUUGAUGGAAUUGUACACCACGGCCAUAACACGGCUCUGUGUGCUCAUUGAGAUAAAUAACACGUCCGAGGAUGUUUUAACGCUUGCUGAAUAUUUGGCAAACGAUCUACGACUUUUGGAGAAGAUGAAGCUCUCCAAUGAUUCGAAAGGCAUCUUUUAUAGGCUAUACAAAAAUGCAUUGUAUGCCGUCGUAAAAUGUUACCUGGAAGAACCAUAUAAGGAACGUCCUGAGAUAAAAUUCGAACAGCUCGGUAAACGAGUGCAAGAAUUUAUGACCAAAUUGGCUGAACAGUUGAAUACUAGCGACUGUUCGUUUGCUGUUGCAAGCCACGUUACGAAUGCUUUUUGCAAUAUGCUAAUCUUGACGCAGGAACCAUACACCAGUUUACUACCGGUUCCCUUAAAGGUGAUCACGUACCACAUUGAGCCAGAGAUAUUACAGCAGCUUGCUAAGUACAUAGAACGUCACGUGUUCGUCAAGAAGGCAGCAGCAGAUGAGAACACCAAUUGUCUGUUGACGAGGAAGCUUAUGCUCGAAACAUACAAUAGUAUAUUUGAGUUGCAUGACGCAUUACCACAACGGACGGAUACAUAUCGUAUAUUGAAAUAUUACGAAGAAAACAAUCCGUUCGCCGAAGAACAGGAACAGCUCUUAAACGUAUUGUUUACGAAUGAUUCGAUCGCAUUUAACACUAUUGUUGCACAAGUAGUUGCUGAAUUUUGUAAAAAAUCCAACUUUUAUGCCAAAGUGAAGAAGUUUAUGUGCAGCCUGCAUCAUUUUCAAGUAAAAUGCUUAUCGGAGGAUGAAGAAGGAUAUUUCUCAUUGAAUGUCAUACAACGUAUUGUCGAUCUAAUUUUGACGGAAAUUGAUGCUGGAAAUAGUAUUCAACGUAGCGAAACUAAACUGCUGAAACUGUUUGAUUUACUGAUUCCAUGGGUUAUAAAAAUGCCUUCGAUAUGCCGCAAUGAGCUGUAUGAAUUUAUACGACAUCAUGAAAAUUAUCCAAAUCUCACGGAGGCACAUUCGGUUGUGCGCACUGAUUUACUUCGAUUCCUAAAAUCAGUCAAGAAACAAUAAUAGCUCAGUUAUAAGGAAACCCGUACAAUGGCGGUAAUGAUUUAAAAAUGGUUUCUUUGAGUGCUGAAAAGUUAGGAAUAGAAGAAAUCGUCUCGAUUUUGAUGUUUUUUCAACUCAUAAUAUUUAGAAAUAACUUUGGUAAUAAUAUUUGUCUAUAAAAUACUGAAAUUUGA
Molecule: messenger RNA, 2940 nt
Organism: Anopheles moucheti
Lineage: Eukaryota; Metazoa; Arthropoda; Insecta; Diptera; Culicidae
Exons: 8
Coding region: 8-2767 (919 amino acids)
Source: RefSeq, a predicted model, not a curated record